AUGUCGCCCACGGUGUCGAGUCGGGAUAUCCGACGCAUGCAGUCGGGCAACAUGACCCCCAACGACCGCGAUCCUCUUUCGCUCGCCCUCCGACCGCCUUCCAACGAGACCGCUGCGCAGCGUCAGGUGCGGCUGCACCAGGAAAAGCAGGCCAAGCUACGAUCCGAGGAAAUCGACAAGCUGCUCAAGCACACCGAGGCGAGCACCAGCAACUCGGCCAGUUUGGAGGCGAAAAAGGGUCGAGUGUACAAGAUGGUGCUGCUCGGACAGGCGGGUGCGGGAAAGACGACGGUGCUCAAGCAGAUGCGUCUGCUCUACGACGCAGAGGCGCACGAGCGAGAGCGCAAGGGAUGGACGAGCAUCGUAGUGCUCAACCUCACCGCCAGUGUACGUGUGCUCCUGCAGACGCUCGAGCGAUACCACCAGGGGCGCGCAGAACGCAAGUCGCUCGAACUUGCCCGCCUCGAAUCGCCCGCUUCUCCAGUGUCCCCACACAGCACGCACAAUACAGUCAGUCCUUCGUCUGCAACCGAGUCGGCCAUCGAGACAGCGUCAGCCAGAGCACUCGGCCCAUCCAACACGGCGUGGGAGCGUCAUCUGCCAAAAGUCAUGCAGCUCGAGUCAAAGCUGCGUGGUCAGUUGGGCGCGUUUGGCGAAGAGGCACCUGUCAACGACCCAGAGUCGAGGAUGAUGACGACAAGACGCACAAAGAUGGGCGACAAGAGUCUGCUGCUGCUGCGACCGGGAUGGCAGGAACGCCUGUUUACCUAUGCGCGCCGCUCCCUUUCGCUCGGAGCAGGCGGCCGAAACUCCAUGCAGGAACAAACACGUCGCGGCGAAGAAGCGGGUGAUGACGACGAGAGCGAUGCGCUGGUGUUGCUGCGGUCGAUUCAGGCCGAGGUGACGGCGCUGUGGGACGACGAUGUGCGCUGUCGAGCCUUGCGCAAGCGCGGAGUAUUCCUCGAUGGGCAAUCGGAAGCCGCCACGUCGUACUUUCUCGAAGCAUACGCGCGUAUUGUGGCGCCGGGCUACUCGCCCUCGGAUGAGGAUAUCCUGCACUCGCGCGUGCGUACGCUCGGUGUGACCGAGGACGUCUUCCGCAUAGACCGCUCACUCACCUACCGCAUCUUUGACGUGGGCGGCAGCCGAAGCCAACGCGCCGCCUGGGUCCCUUUUCUAGAUGACGCCCAGUCGAUCAUCUUCCUCGCACCCCUCUCGGCCUUCGACCAACCGCUCAUCGAGGAUCCAUCUACAAACCGCCUCGCUGAUACCUUUGCCCUAUUCACGCAGGUCGUCUCCCAUCCCCUGCUAAGGCGCGCAAGCGUGAUCUUGUUUCUCAACAAGAUCGAUCUGCUCGAGAAGAAGUUGCGCCAAGGCAGAAGCUUGGCCUCCUUCUGGCCGGAGUACGGUGGAGAUAACGACUUCGAAGCGGUGUGGAGGUGGUUUAGAGCCAAGUUUAGGGAUGAGCUCAGGAGGGCCGAGGAUGACGGGGUUGGGGCAAGGAGGAGGUUGUAUGUGCAUACCACGGUGGCGACGAGCACGAGGCAGAUCAAGGCCAUUCUGAUGAGCGUCAACGAUAGUAUUUUGCGCGAUAAUCUCCAGGCUGCGGGAUUGGUCUAG
Messenger RNA from Moesziomyces aphidis, 1620 nucleotides. Lineage: Eukaryota; Fungi; Basidiomycota; Ustilaginomycetes; Ustilaginales; Ustilaginaceae. The record is from the annotation of a GenBank genome assembly.